Molecule: messenger RNA, 835 nt
Organism: Heterobasidion irregulare TC 32-1
Lineage: Eukaryota; Fungi; Basidiomycota; Agaricomycetes; Russulales; Bondarzewiaceae
Exons: 1
Coding region: 361-564 (67 amino acids)
Source: RefSeq, a predicted model, not a curated record
CCCACACGUCAUUGCGAAAGACGCCGGUCCUGAAACUGCCCAGUACCAGAUCCCGUACACUGCUCUGCUCGAACAAAUACAGGACUCCCGACAUCCUCUCUUUCGUCACCCUCGCAAUUUCUCCCUCCACGUUCGCGCCUGCGCCUCGACGUACCACACCCGCAUUGACAGCAGGACUUGUGACCACGUCAAUCUUAUACGGCUCGAUCCAGCCACCGUCAUCGCUGCGAAACACCGUGACGGCGGGCGAGUAGAUCAUGGCGUGCAAGUAGUACCCGCCUCGAGGGUUCUUGGUGUGGAGGUCGUAGAACUGCUGCGCUGUGCGCGUGAUGAGGGUAGGGUAGUUUGUAGGGGAGCGCGAUGGACUCUUCCUGCGCUUGUGCGCCUGUGAGGAACCCACCACCGGGCUUCUUCGCGGACACAAAGUUGAGCACUCCGAUUUUGCGAUCGGGUAACGGCGACGUGGCUGCAGAUGAUGUUCGAACAGCGAGACUGCGCGCUCCCUCGAGUGUAGAUACCUCGAUGAUCGACAACUCUCCUCGCGGUGGAUCGCCGACGCGUUGAGGUGAUGUUGUCAAGGACCUUGCUGAAGCAUCGACUCCGGAGCGUAGUAUCGUGUUCUCUCAGCUGAAAAGUGGACUGUCAACUGGAGGUCAUACCGGGACCCGUUCAGCGUAUAUGAGCCCUGUUUGAUAGCUUCAAGAGUGGCAUUGGCUAUGCCUUGUAGCCUGGUACGACGCUUGUCAUAGUUGGAAGAAGUAGUGCUUGAGCCUCUGGCGGAAGAUUAAGACAACUUUUUGGCUGGAAAAUAUAGAAGAUGGACAAAGAGGAGGUC